Capsicum annuum is the source of this 1477-nucleotide messenger RNA. RefSeq names its product prolyl-tRNA synthetase associated domain-containing protein 1. The record is from RefSeq and is a predicted model, not a curated record. Gene Ontology annotation, molecular function: aminoacyl-tRNA deacylase activity. The transcript is spliced from 13 exons. NCBI's taxonomy places the organism in Eukaryota, Viridiplantae, Streptophyta, Magnoliopsida, Solanales, Solanaceae. The coding region runs from base 272 to 1228 and encodes 318 amino acids.
AUAUUCCAACUCUUUCGUAGAUCCGUCACUUGAGGACUAAAAAUGCACCAAAAUGUCAACCUAGAACUGGUCCUUAUCUCAGUUAUACUUAAAGGACCAAGUUAAACAAACACUCGAACUUAUGGGACUAUUUAAGCAAGAAAACUAAUAAGAAACGGCAAAUCAAAAUUUUGGCAAGUUUUCUCAGCCGCGAUUCGCCCUUCUUCAGUCUCUUCCUUGCGGCGAAAUCCAAUUAGAGUGAACUUGUAGAGAAGAUUUCUAGAAAGGUGAAAUGGGUUAUACUAAGGAGCAAUUGCUUGCCCGUUUACAGGAGCUUCAAAUUGAUUUCACCAAACAUGAACACCCAGUUGUUUUGACAGUUGAAGCACAGGCAAAGCAUGUUGGGCAUCUGAAUGGGGCAUUGAGUAAAAACUUAUUCUUGAAGGAUAAGAAACAUAGGUUUUACGUUGUUUCUGCACUGGCAAAAACCAAUGUAGAUUUGAAAGUUUUGUCUCAGAGGCUUGGUUUGGGAAAAGGAGGGUUAAGAAUGGCUCCUGAAGAAGCACUUGGGGAAGUACUUCAGGUACCGCUUGGUUGUGUCACCCCUUUUGCACUUGUAAAUGAAUCAGCAAGGUGUGUUUCCUUGUUGUUGGAUCAAGGAUUUAAAUCUCAGGGAUGCUGCUUCUUCCACCCACUCUCUAAUGAUACAACAAUUGCUCUUAAUGCUCGUGAUCUCGAUAAAUUUCUGAGUUCCAUUGGAAAGCAACCUGCCUAUGUUGACCUGGAGGCUAAUCCUCCAGUAGGAAAGGAUCAACCUCCUGAUCUAGCAUCUCUUGUUCCGUCUGAUGCAAUUGCCAUAUCAGGUCAACCAGACAAAGCAGCUCCUUCGCAAGUUUCUGACAUGAAUCAUGCCCCUGUCAAUAACAAGUCAACUGGAGUUUCAGCUAAAGCAGUUAAGCCAUCAACUGAUGUGCAGAAGAAGAAACCAUCACAUGGAGUUAGCUUAUCAAACACGUUUGCUGAUCCCGAAAAAUUUGUUGAAAACUUCAUAGAGAGGACGUCAUCUCUUGUUCUUGCAGAGAUAACGAAGGAGCAUGCAAAGCAAUCCAGUGAGAAACUUGGUGAAGAAGCCUUAUCAGAUAAAAUUAUGAAAAAGCUUGCGACAGAGCUACGGAGCUCAGCUACAAUGUUCAAGAACACUGCGUAUUCUGAAGGUUUUUCUGCUGGUAGUCGUCAUCAAGCAAAGUGACUUUGAGAUAUGCUUGCUUGUUGUCUUGUAUUUUAAUUUGCAUCCGAUGAAAAACUGAUGUCGUGAUCCGAUUCAAGUGAUGGCUAAAAUUGUGAAGUGCAAUUUGUUCCGUUGUAUUUUGUGCAAGUCGAAACGUCUUUCAUUAGUAACUCACAAACCAUUCUACCUUAUUGUGCCAUCACAAUUCACAUAGAGGGCUAUUGUUUGAGAUUUGAUAGAGGAUCAAGAAAUACACGUUUCAACUGUGUA